This is a messenger RNA of Eublepharis macularius, 3786 nucleotides long. RefSeq names its product carboxyl-terminal PDZ ligand of neuronal nitric oxide synthase protein-like. Gene Ontology annotation, molecular function: nitric-oxide synthase binding. NCBI's taxonomy places the organism in Eukaryota, Metazoa, Chordata, Lepidosauria, Squamata, Eublepharidae. The record is from RefSeq and is a predicted model, not a curated record. The transcript is spliced from 11 exons. The coding region runs from base 124 to 1983 and encodes 619 amino acids.
UGCCCCGUCGGAGCGGCGCCGGCGCCUGUUGGCGUUCGGCGAGUGUGGCCGUCGGGGCGGCAGGUCGGCGAUGCAGUUGCUGCCGGCGCUUCGCGGGGAGGCCCGGCCGCCGCCUCCGCCGCCAUGCCGGUCAAGCUCAAGAACCGUUACAACCUGGUGGACGACGCGGGCGACUCGCGAGUGCCGCUGCACAACGAGGAAGCCUUCCAGCACGGCAUCCACUUCCAGGCCAAGUACAUCGGAAGCUUGGACGUGCCAAGACCCAACAGCCGUGUGGAGAUCGUCACAGCAAUGAGAAGGAUCCGGUAUGAAUUCAAGGCCAAGAACAUCAAGAAGAAGAAAGUGAGCAUUAUCGUCUCUGUAGAUGGGGUAAAGGUGAUCCUGCGCAAGAAGCAGAAGAGGAAGGAAUGGACCUGGGAUGAGGGCAAGAUGGUGGUGAUGCAUGACCCAGUUUACAGAAUCUUCUAUGUAUCGCAUGACUCCCAGGACCUAAAGAUUUUCAGCUACAUUGCCAGGGAUGGCACCAACAAUUCCUUCCGAUGCAAUGUCUUCAAAUCUAAGAAGAAGACUCAGGCCAUGCGUGUGGUGCGGACAGUGGGCCAAGCCUUUGAGGUGUGUCACAAACUCAGCCUCCAGCACGCACUCCAAAAUGCAGAUGGGCAGGCUGAUGGCGCCAGCAAUAAUUCCGUGGAAGAUCCACAGUUGGAAGGUGUCCAGCUGGAAGAGCCUCCAAUGAACGACAGAGAACACAUCCCUGUCGACUCUGAGGAGCUGCAUGUUCCUGACUGCGGGGCCUGUGAGCUGCCAUCGGCUGUGCCAGACCUGGGAAUGCUCAAACCUGGGCAGAGCCUGAAGGAAAGGAGUAGUCAGGACAGUGAGAGUUGCUCUCUUCGGCCCUCUGUUUCACAGCCGUUGGCAAGCCCGGCCAGCCCCUGUUCCUCUGCCUCAGUCACCCCACUUGCUUCCCAGCAUUGCCUACAGCUCCUCCAGCACCAGCUCCUUCAGCAACAGCAACAGACCCAGGUGGCCGUUGCUCAGGUGCAGCUGCUGAAAGACCAGUUGUCGGCUGAGACCACAGCCCGCAUCGAGGCUCAGGCCCGUGUCCGCCAGCUGCUCCUGACCAACCGUGACUUGCUGCAGCAUGUCUCCUUGCUGGUGAAGCAGCUCAAGGAGCUAGAAAUCAAGGUGCAGUUAAGGCAUCCAGUUGAUCGCUCACUGCAGAACUUGACUUUGGCUCAGUCGCUCUCACUCAAUUUGAAGAACCACUACAGCCUAGAAAUCAACCUGCCUUCCACCUCUACUCCUGCCAGUGUCCUUGGCAGCCCUGUGACACGACUGGGCACCUGUGAAUCCUACCUGAACCUGGCAAACCUGGAGAAGGGUAGUGGGCUGCCCAACAACACGGAGAGCGAGGAACACCUUGUGGUGCUGGAGGGUCCAGAAGGUCUCCGCAGUGUCGAGGGCUCGGAAGCCACCGACUGCAGUGUGUUGAAUGGAACUGGGCAACAGAAGUGCAAUGGCUCAAGCUACCCAGUGCAAGAAGAGAGGUUGCAGCCAUUCAUCCCCAAGCUGAACCCGCCUCCACCAACUUUGAGGAGGAGAUCUAGUAAAACCACCUCUCCCACCCUGGAAGCAGAGGCCACUACCACUAGCACCAUGGCAAAUCCUGGAACCUCCUCAUUCACCAGCAUCACAAUCUUCUCUCUGUCUAACUUAGAGUCUGAGUCCAGGACACAGGGAGGACGCACCAGUGGCUAUGUAGAAAACCGGGGGCAUUUAAACCAGGAUCGGGCCCGGGAGGACAGAUGCACGCUCCUGGCAAAGGGCAUUUUGGGCCAGGUGGAUAAGGGCCCAAUUAGGGACUCAGACAGUACUCUGGACAGCACACAGCCCUUCUCUUUGGCCAGCAAUGAGACAUGCUUGCACAUUAGCCUUUCUGAGGAAGACUUGGACAGUGCUGGGGCUUGUAUUGCUCGUGCAUAAGGAUACUUCAUGGCAUACCGUGAACUAGAUCUGUUUGCAAGACCUGGAUAGUGGGGGUAGAAAUGCGUCAAAGGCCCUGCAGCACCAAGUGACGUCCUGGAAAAAGUCACAGCUGGAGACUGGCUGCUCCAGAAGGCCAACACUGGGUGCAUUUCGACUGAAGGAAGGCAAUUGGAAGACAUUAAAGCCUCCUCCCAAGGCAGCCUUCCCCAAGAUCAAAUGUCUUCCAUGAACAUCGGAGGCUGGCCUGGAUUGGUUACAUCUGUAGCACCAAGCCUAUAACAGUCUGGCCUUUACCUUGAUGGCGUACCCACCUGAGAACCCAUGUACAGUAAAUACCACUGAACAAGCGCAGGGAUUCCCAACACCCCAUAUAGGAUCUCAGCAUGAUUUGCUGAACACUGGACUGUGCUUGGGAUUGUCCCCGCAGCCAGGGGACAAUCAGCAGCACAGAGAAAAACAAGCAGAAGGGGGAAAGAUCUAUACUGAGCAGCCAACAAAAAUCGGCUACUGGGAGUUCAGAGGAGUUAUCCCCAGUUCAGUGCACAAUUAUUUCCAGAUGCCUCCCCUGAAAUGAGAGGAGUGGGCAAUGAAACCUGUUUUGCACACUGAAUGCACAAAUUAUGGAAGCCCAGCUUCCUGUUGGAGGGUGUUAGGAGCCAUCUCUCUGCCCCUACCCAUGGCUAACAGUGUACAGUGAGAGGGUGUCCCAGUGGCCUCGCCACCCCAAGCUUCAGACUUUGGAGCAGGAGCAGCUGUUGCCUUUGUACAGCCUAAAAAAGAUUAUCUUCUCUUAAUGGUCUUGCAGGGAAAAAGCUAACAUGGGAAGAGCAGUACAGGGGCUCUUGGGUGGGAAGCAGGCACUUUGCAUCUCUAACUGGGCAAGACUGGCGUGCUCUACACCACCUCAGGAGACCCAGUCCAGGCCCCCCUUCUCUCCCUCAGUCUGCACACACACACGGAACAGUUCACUGCUUCAUUCAACAUGCAAAUAGUAUAGUCACUGCAGAGCUUCAAAGAAAAGGAAGCAUUCUGGUUUUCGGUUAAUUUACCUGCAAGGUCGUUAGGAGACAUUUUUCCCUCCAGCAGCACAUUAUUUUUUAUUAAAGAAGAAGAAAUAUACAUCCCAGCAAAGGGUAGUCCAGAUUUCUGGAUGCCCGUUUAUGAGGUGCAACUUUCUCCCCGCACCGCAGGUGAAACCCAACAGGCUUUACGUGGGUUAUGGAUUAGUGCAAUUCAUGCACCCCGCAAACAGACUGGGCAAUGCAAGUUUACGUAAGUUUCAGGUGGACAGCUGUGUUGGUCUGCAGAAGAGUGCUAUUGUACUUGAAUCUUAGUGAGUGACUGUAUUGCCCCUCGUUAGAUUUUAGUGGCCCAGACAGAAUUUCCUCCUGGCCAAUUGCCAGUAUAAGCUAGGAGAAGUUAAUAGUCAGUGUUUGCUUCCUUUUCAAGGCACACUUAAAGAAAAAAGAAACACCUGCUUUUUAGAGAAGUAAAUACUUUGCACAAUAUCUGUCUUUAAAAGAUGCCUCUGGUCAGGAGGAAGAGUCACUCUGUGAGGUCUUGGAAGUAAUUUGCCUUUAGGCAGGGCUUUUUUUCUGGGAAAAGAGGUGGUAGAACUCAGUGGGUUUCCAGCACUGGGGGCAACUCUUGGUGGGAGGUGGUGCCCCUGGUACCACAUGUGCGCACGCAAAGUGCAUGCAUACUCCCAGGGCCAAUAAUGUCACUUUGGGUCAGCUGGAACAAGGGGGAGUUUUUAAAAGUUUAAAUGGUCACGUGACUGGUGGCCCCGUCCCCUGAUCU